AUGUUUAAUGAGAGAGAGAAGACAGGGACUACUAUUAUUGCAAUAAAGUAUGACGGAGGUGUACUAAUCGGAGCAGACUCGAGAACGUCGAUGGGAACGUAUAUUCCAAGCCGGGUGACCGACAAGCUUACACAAAUUACAAACAAGAUAUUUGUUUGCAGGUCAGGAAGCUCAGCAGACACCCAGAUGAUUUCCGAAUACUUGAAGAUGUAUCUUAAUAUGUACUCACGCCUUGAGAGCUCUGUUCCUUCAGUUCAUAGAGCAGCAACUUUAGCCAGCAAGAUCAUAUACGAAAACCCAACCCUUCUGGCAGGUCUUAUAGUUGCUGGAUAUGAUGACAAGCCGAGGGUAUUCAACAUAUCUCUUGGGGGAUCGCUUAUGGAAUGCGACUGGGCGAUCGGAGGGUCUGGAUCUGCAUUUAUAUACGGCUAUUGUGAUAUGAAUUGGAGAAGCGGAAUGAGCCUUGAAGAAGGAAUUAAAUUUAUCAAGGAUGCUGUUUCCUCUGCAAUAAGAAGAGACAAUGCCUCUGGAGGGUGCAUAAGGAUGUCUGCAAUCUCUAGAGACGGCGUCCAAAGAUACUUCUAUCCGGGAGACAAGGUACUUCAGUAA
Encephalitozoon romaleae SJ-2008 is the source of this 609-nucleotide messenger RNA. Its product is annotated as proteasome subunit beta type-6. NCBI's taxonomy places the organism in Eukaryota, Fungi, Microsporidia, Unikaryonidae. Gene Ontology annotation, molecular function: threonine-type endopeptidase activity. The transcript has a single exon. Gene Ontology annotation, cellular component: proteasome core complex. The record is from RefSeq and is a predicted model, not a curated record. Bases 1 to 609 code for a protein of 202 amino acids.